Musca domestica (house fly) is the source of this 2823-nucleotide messenger RNA. RefSeq lists its product as uncharacterized. The record is from RefSeq and is a predicted model, not a curated record. The transcript has 4 exons. Gene Ontology annotation, molecular function: serine-type endopeptidase inhibitor activity. Lineage: Eukaryota; Metazoa; Arthropoda; Insecta; Diptera; Muscidae. The coding region runs from base 590 to 2590 and encodes 666 amino acids.
UUUCAGUCCACAUGAAACAAUCACUGACAACGGUUCUCGGCUAACUUAUUAGCGCCAAUUUAGCCAACACCAAUUGGCAAAAAGCUCAGCCCUAAAUUGAGCGGAAACAGAAAAUUCAAAUUUUGUUCGUGAUCGAUUAUAAAAAUUAUUAAAAAAAAUUGAGCCUUGGUUGGAGUGUAAACUGAAUGUUAUGAAGUAAUCAUCACAACUUAAUUAAUAGAACAUUUGUUGUUAUAUAAUUUUUUUUUGUCAACAAAAAUGCAGUUUCAUUUUUAAAUGUUAAUUAAUUAUGCGAUCGUCAUUGAAAACGGUUCUAUUAAUAGAAAACACUGCGACUCGAGGUCAUAAAAAAGAAAUUUCAAUAAUUGCGGUCUAAUUAAAAGUUGGUGCCAGGCAAACGGCUGAAAACAUGGAAUGACAUUUUAUUUGGGGCAACAAAUAUUGUUGGCUUUUUUAAUAAAACAAAAAUCAAAACAAAAAAAUCAUCUCUCUUUUACCUGUGUGCGUGUGUCGGUUUGUGGUUAUUUUAUGUUUCAGCUAUUAACGGAAGCGCACAGGUAAAAUAAUUGUUAAACAAUUACAAUCCAUUAUGGCCAAUCAUCAGCAGCGACAAAGCGACAACAACAAAGGCAAUUGCGUGCGUUUAAUACUCUACUUGGUGGCAUUUCUACUAUUUCCAUUGCCAAUGAAUUUUCCGAUUCCGUGCAGGGCACAUCUGAUACAUAUUGACGGCAAUGGUCAUCAUGAGUUCCAUUCAAGUGGACUGCCAAGAACUCAUUUGCCGCCACCAUUGCCACUGCCGCCGCAACCACCACCUCCGCCUCCGGUCCAUGUGCCGGCUAGAGAAUUAACACCAGCCGAGUGUAUGGUGGACCUGACAAACGAUUUGGCCUAUCGAAUCCUGCACUACCAUUCAAUUUUGAAUCGAAAUAAUUUUGCAUUUUCACCGACUGCGCUGAUGAGUGUCCUGGUGGCGCUGUACGAAGGUUCAGCGGGAAAAAGUUCCACUGAACUGAAAAAUGUGUUGCAGCUUCCCAGUAACCGCGAUAUUAUCCGUGUAGGCUAUCGGGAUAUACAUCGUAGAUUGAGGACAUAUUUCUUCGGGUCGGAUAAUCCAUUGAAAGGACUAAGCCUAAAUAAGGAGAAUGUCACCAUUACCAGAGAUUUCGAAGCGAUUCUGACAUUUUAUGGCUACGAUUUGGGAAUGGACAUGGUGUCAUCUACGCCAGUGCCCACAACAACAGUAACAACAACAUCAGUUGGCACAACAGUGGCCACAACAACAAUGCAAGUUCCAAUUACAACAACGGUGGCACCCAAUACUCCAACCACUACUGCAGAAAUUAAGGAUACAACAACAAUGGAAACAACCACAACAGCUCCAACAACUACAUUGCUUUCUACAACAACUACGCCACUCCCGGAGACAACAACUACAACAGAGGUAGUCACCACAACACAGAUAAGUACCAGCGACACAACAGAAACCACAAACGAAACUGUUCCGACAGAAACAGAAACAACGACAGCAGCAGCCACCACAAAUCCCGACGAAACAACUACAGCAACAUCUGCAGCUGGAAAUACUAAUGAAGCAGCCGAGUUAAUCUCAUCAUUUGUUGCUGAAGCUAAUGCAGAGCCUCUGUCACGAAUUAUUCAACAAGCCAGGGUCACACGCUUACCCAGUGCGAAACUUCAGGCACCUCGUUUAAUGAGAGCACCUCAAAUAAACUACUUGCCGUCUCAAAGAAAAUCAAAACGCCUUUCGACGACGAAUCGGAAGAAACGACACUUGUUUGGUUUGAAAGACCUAGACUCGCAUCUCUUUGUGAAUUUAUUAAGUAGCGAUGCAUUUCUGCACUCUUUAACCCCCAUAGCCGCUCUGAAUCCUUCGCCGCACACCUCUUACAUUCCAGUAAACAAUGAGUUUGAAGUCGAUACCGAUCCUAACCUUAUUGGAUCGGCGCCAGCGGCACUCAAACAAAAUUACAACGCUGACGUUAUAACGCAUGUCUUCUAUCUCAGCAGCCAGCAAAUUAUCUACACCACUUUCAAGGUUUACAACGCCGUUCUCUACUAUAAGUAUUUCGAACAUUUGCAAAUGAGUGUAUUAGAAUUGGAACUGGAUACGCCGGAAUACAAUUUGAUCAUAUUAUUGCCCGACUACAAUAGUGAUUUGGUUGCAGCUGCCGCCUCUCUUCGAUCGGGCCCAAAGCUACGUCUGCUGAGGAAACAGCUGAAACCGAAAUGGGUUCAAGCGAUAAUACCUGAUUUUAAAUUGCACGGCACGAUAUUCCUAACGAAUGAUUUACAAAAUAUGGGCAUUUACGAUAUUUUCGAACCAAACAGGGCCGAUUUUCGACCUAUGACAGAUGAAACUGGGACUUAUGUGAAACAUAUUGAACAAACCAUCAAUGUACAUAUCCGUACACAUCCAAUUAACCAGCUAAGACGCAAUGCCGGAGCUCAAGCACAGCCGACACACAUAUCUGUAAAUCAUCCGUUUAUGUUUUUUGUAAUCGAUCGAGAUUUGGAUGUUGCUGUAAUGUCUGGCCGUAUUUUGAAUCCAUUGAAUGUUCGAAUCCAAUAAGGGAAGUAAUUAAAUGGAGAAGUGCCAGCCAUGAAGGUGGUGCAACCUUAUUGCUAAUGUUUUUCUGUCUUCUGUACACAUGAAUGCAUGCAUGCGUUGUAUGAUGUAAAUAGAUGUACAUAGUUUGUAUGUGCAGAUGUAGUGACAUACAAUAUGUGUUUUGUAAACUAUAAAUUUGUUUUGAGAUUACGCCACGUUAAAGAAUUACAAAAUAUAAGCGGUUAUGAAGUGUU